AUGGAGGAUAUCAGUAAAGUCAAGCCGUAUAUUUCGCAUCUGAAUGCGCAACUGGCCAAACUGGGCCCAAAAAUCACCAAGUUUACGGAAAAAUCGCUCGAGGAACAACUCCUGCUGUUGAAAGAUGAGAGGUCAAAACUGGACCUAUCGAACCGCUAUGCCUACGUGCUCUCUUCCUUGCUCUUUGCAUACAUGAAACUGCACAAUGUCAAGGACUUGGCUCCUGUAAAACAAGAGUUGGCUCGAGUUAAGCGAUACAUGGAUUUGGCCCGCCAGUUGGACGAAAAAGAGGAGAAACAAACCAGAAAGGAGCAGGAACAUCAAGAACGUGCCAAGAAACUAAUACAUUCCGCUCUGGAUGGUCGCAGUGUAGGUCCUGCCAUCAGCAAAGUCAACUUUCAAGGUAAACACACCAAGUUCACCCAGAAUGGCACCGAAGAUGUCGAAAAAACGGAUUUAAAAGAACCAAGUGAAACACCCAAGCACAGUACGAUACCGAGCAAAUCUCGGUCAGUGGGGAAAGUAACCAAGAAAAGCAAGCGUUGA
Molecule: messenger RNA, 546 nt
Organism: Lachancea lanzarotensis
Lineage: Eukaryota; Fungi; Ascomycota; Saccharomycetes; Saccharomycetales; Saccharomycetaceae
Gene: LRP1
Product: LALA0S05e03862g1_1
Exons: 1
Coding region: 1-546 (181 amino acids)
Biological process (GO): maturation of 5.8S rRNA; regulation of gene expression
Cellular component (GO): exosome (RNase complex); nucleolus
Molecular function (GO): DNA binding; RNA binding
Source: RefSeq, a predicted model, not a curated record